AUGGACAUGGUUCGCAAGCGUCAGUUGGCCCAGAACUCCAGCUUGGCCGAGUUCAUGCUGGCUCCACUUUAUGGGAUGGCCUUUGUGGUGGGACUUGAGAAUGAUCAAGUUGAGAGCUCUUGCUUGGACUUGGACGACUUUUUUGAGAAGAAUUUGAUUGAUAUUUUCCGGCCCAUGGAAUUCCAGGAGAGUUUGGAAAAGAUUUCUUCGACCAAAAAGUCAGAGGUCAAAGACCUUGAGCUUUGUGGGCCCGACGCUUUGGUGCGUGCCAGGGCAGAACUUGGUUUGCGCACCAGUGGAUGUCCGAUGAAUGAGGAAUGGAAAGAGACUUUAGAGCACUUUGAUAGUGCCAAAGAUGCAGUGGGACGGUGGAACCGAAGUUACGAUGAGGUGAACAAUGGUGAACAUACUUCAAGAGUACAGCUUCUGUGGUGUGCUGGGCAGCUUCCAUCGACAUGGAUUCAGCAGAUCAGUGACCGAAAUCAUUGGCGACUCCGAAAGGAACGGAGACGAAAAGGAUAA
Molecule: messenger RNA, 522 nt
Organism: Durusdinium trenchii
Lineage: Eukaryota; Dinophyceae; Suessiales; Symbiodiniaceae
Source: the annotation of a GenBank genome assembly